AUGUUGCAAUCCUUUGAGCUUGAUACGGAUUCGAAGCUGCAUGAACGUCUCCUCAAGGUCUCCAAGUUUCCCAAGACGCUGGCUUAUUGGGAGGAGCUAUUGAACUACCUUCUGCAGUUGGCAAGCCCUUUAAACAAGUCGAUUGAUCGGCAGUUGUGCAAGCUAAUCCGGUAUGCAUAUGAAUCGAUGCUGCUUCAGUUUCCGUAUCUCGAAAAUUACCAUGUCGACUACGCGUUGUUCGAGUUUAAGCUCGGAAGCACGGCGAAAAUGCAUAAGAUCUUCCAGAAAGCGCUGGACAUCUUCAACCAGAGGUCGAUUUUGUUGUGGGUCGAGUACUUGAAACUAUGCAAUGAGGUUGUGAUGAGCGAUAAGGCGCUGUUUAAAAAGUACGAGACAGCGGAACGAUAUAUUGGUCUGCACUUCUACGCAGGCGAGUUUUGGGAGAUGUAUCUAGAACAGAUCCGGCAACGAUGCAAGCUACCCCAUCGGUAUGUGACCAUUCUUCGAAAGGUGAUUGAGAUUCCGCUAUAUGAUUAUUCUGUGUUUUAUAGUCUAUGGCUGCAGUGUAUCCAGGACGUAAAAGAUUUGAGGCAGUUGAAAUGGUUUGCACCGUGUAGUGAACUAUGGAAGAAACUCAAGAUUAACGUUUGUCUCACAUCGAGGCGGGGGCCAGAGCUGCAAGAGGCUAAAGCACAACUCAGAAAGGUUACGAAGGAACUGUACAUGGUAGUGCAAUACCAAGUGAUGGAAAUAUACAAUCUAUUCGAGGGCAAGUUGGUUACACAUACCUACACCUCACCUUCAACACUUAUACCACACGAAGAAAUUACGACAUGGACCAAAUACCUAGACUACACUGCAACCUUGCGUAUAUACCCACUCACGUCUCUCAACUUUCAGCGUGCAGCUACAGUCCUAGCGCACUACGAUGUGGUAUGGUUAAAAUGGGCAAACUGGCACGCGGAAAGAGAAGGAGACUAUGUGUCCGCACAAAACGUUCUAGUAAAGGGCUUACAGUUAAGCAAUAGAAAAGCAAGAAUUUUGUCCAGGCUUGCUGUUGUAAUGAUUCGUAACGGUGAGUACUCGGAAUUGAACACGAUAUACGAUGACCUCAUAACAUUAUACCAGGGAAAGCUUGAUGCCCUUGAUCUACAAUCAUUUCUCGACUACGUUCAGAUUAAGGUCUUUUUAACGCAGCCGAUUUCCCAAAGUAGGUAUAAAUCCGCAAAUGACGACUUUUUAAUAUCAGAAGAACUGAUGGAAAUCAUAUUGAAACGACUAUCUUCUGAAGAUGAAGCGGGACAUCGUAUCCUACUGCCCUUACUAAAUCAAAUGUACCAACGUGUGCCUCGAGACUUGCUUGAAAAGAAACUCUUCCAACGCAUAAUUAGUUCAAACUGGUCGCAAUUCCUUUCAUCGGGCUAUUUCUGGUAUGAGUACUGCCAUAUGGUUUGGUUUGACACCGGCAGAUCAUACCUCGAAAGAAGGAAGUACAUUACCAAGGAAAUAUGGCCCCAAGCGGCCAGAUACAGGAAUGACGGGAUCUGCAAUGCUCUUCAACAAUUUGCUGCAAGCUAUUCUCCUGAUGACCUUGCCAUCUUGAGUGAGCUUUUUGAUUCCAACAGCAAAUCUGAAUAG
Molecule: messenger RNA, 1638 nt
Organism: Eremothecium gossypii ATCC 10895
Lineage: Eukaryota; Fungi; Ascomycota; Saccharomycetes; Saccharomycetales; Saccharomycetaceae
Gene: PRP42
Product: mRNA splicing protein PRP42
Exons: 1
Coding region: 1-1638 (545 amino acids)
Biological process (GO): mRNA 5'-splice site recognition; RNA processing
Cellular component (GO): U1 snRNP; commitment complex; U2-type prespliceosome
Molecular function (GO): protein binding
Source: RefSeq, marked provisional